Cynocephalus volans (Philippine flying lemur) is the source of this 4344-nucleotide messenger RNA. RefSeq names its product inositol 1,4,5-triphosphate receptor associated 2 (gene IRAG2). The coding region runs from base 1 to 4344 and encodes 1447 amino acids. Lineage: Eukaryota; Metazoa; Chordata; Mammalia; Dermoptera; Cynocephalidae. The transcript has 39 exons. Gene Ontology annotation, cellular component: endoplasmic reticulum membrane. The record is from RefSeq and is a predicted model, not a curated record.
AUGGCUUCUGCAAGGAAGGGAACUGAGAAGCGGCAUAACCCAGUGGAAAGCAUCUGUAGAAAAAUCAGAGCCAUCCAAAAGAGAGAAGUAACUUCACAUCCAGUUCAACAGAUUAUCAAAUACCAAUCUAGAAGUUUUGAUAGGCCACAAACCAACACCAAGAAAAAUUUUGAAGAGGUACUGAGGAAAAUGACUGCUGCUCACCUUCCUACGCUCAAUUCUCAUUUCUCAAGUUCUGAGAAGGUUGACAACUUCAUUUCUUCUCCUCAAAUAAUUUCUCCAAGAACCCCAUCCAUCGCUCACCUCAGCUCUCCUGAGGAUGCAACAUACUCUGUUAUUCUCACAAGUUCUGAAAGCAUCUCAACACUGAGAUCACAGAGCAACCAGAAUUAUACAUCUUUGAUAUCACAUACCAGAAAUGAGGAUUGUUUAUCUAACAAGGAUUUGAAUAACUAUUGUAGUGAAAGGAAUUUUAGGACCUUAGCACUUGACUUUGAUUCUGCUUCUGGUCAGAGCUCUGACUUUUUCACUCCUAAGGAUUCAGUGGUGAAAAAAUUAUCUCUUAAUGAAGAUGAAUGGAAACUAGGAACUGAUGAUGGCAAAGAUGGAACUUACAGCAUCAACAGGGCCUGUGAAGAGGAGUUACUCACGAGAAUUUUUCAUGCAUGUGACACAAAAUGCAGAGGCUCAGUAGGAGUAGCCAAAAUAAUAGAUUACCUGAGACAGACAACUAGCCAAGAUUCUGAAGUCAGUGGCCUUGAGGAGCUGUGGAACAUGAUUGAUCCUGAAAAGAGAGAUCCACAUGUGGAUCUGGGAACUUUCCAUGCUGUCAUGAAAGAAUGGAUGGCUUACUGCAGGAACAAACGGGAAGGAGUGAAUAGUGGAUUAAGUGGCAUCUUCAGUCGUUCUGUUUUUGAAGAACAGGACAGCAUAAAACCAGGUGGAGCAAUUAAGAUGAUCACAGAUAUAAGAGAUUCUGCAUCGGGAAGCUUCGAGGCUUUGGCUGGAGACAUGUCUAAGGGUGUCUUGGAGGUGCCUGAUUUGAUUACAUAUGUAGCAGACCUAUAUUUCAACAAGCAGAAAUUGGAAGAGGAAAACAGUAAGUUUAAGUUAGCAUUAGAAACCUUGGAAGAGGCUAACAACCAUUUAACAGAAGACUGCACUGAAUUGCGCCUUCAGAUUAAAAGUGCCCACCAGUCUAUUACGAGAACAAAUCUGUUAAAAGAAGAGCUGGAGGAACUGAAAAUUAGUAUGAAUGCUUCAGAAGAGCAGAAGACCACAAUUGCAUCCCGGAAUAAACAAUUGGAGACAGAAAACCGGGAUCUGAUUCUUAAAAUUCGGAUUCUACAGGAAGAGAAUAUUAAGAGCAUUAUGGAUAUAGAUAGACUGGAGAAGAAGAUUGAGGAAUUGUCUAGAACGGAGACAGAGCACCAAAUGCAAUUACACACAUAUGAGAACACUUUGCUUAUUAAAGAUGCAAGUUUGCAGAAGAAGGAUUUAAGUAUAGAAGAACUUAAGUCAACCAUUGUAGAAUAUGGAAGCAUUAUAGAGAAUUUACGAGGGGAGAAAAAUAAACUGGCUCAUGAGUUACAGCACCUGCAGCAGGAGCUCAUCGUAAAUGGGAUCCAGCUGAAUGUCAGUGAAGAGCAUAAGGGUAUCAUCUCUGAAGGAGAAAAAUCUUUACAUUAUGAGCUCACUCUUGCUCAGUCUGCAGAGAACAAUGAAACUGAAUGGCAAUGCAAUUUAGCAAACUUGUCAUCUCUGGACAUGAUGAUGGACCAAGAAAUGCUGCUGUCACUGAGAGAGCCUGAACAAGAGGGCGUGGAAUUCACAGCAGUGCUUUGGAAGCUGCAUAAAGAAGUUUCUGAAAUUCGAACUCUCGUUAAUAGCUCCUUACAGUGGGUAACUAAUCCAGAAGUUACUGUGAAAGAAAAGUGGGAGAAGAAGCUUACUGAAUUCAAACAUAUCAUGGAAGAGAAGCUCAAUCUUUUCAUAAUAAUGCUGAACAGCUUGGAAAACCACAAAGAAUCUCUUGAUAAAGAGUUUGUCAAAUUAAUAGAGAUUUUGAAGAGAUUUAGGCUGGAAUAUUUUUGUUUCAGAGAAGAACUUCUUUCCAGUCAGAAACAAGUAGAAGCCAUUAAACAACUGCAAGAAGAUGCUGUCAACCAGGAAGCCCUCCUCAGGAAGGAGCUCCAGGAAGCCAGCCACCGGCUGGAAGUGGCAGAGGAGCAGGUUAAGGAUCGAGAUCAGGCAGCCCACUCUGCCAAUACAAAAGCUGAGUCUUUACAGCAUAAAUUGGAGGAAGCGAUUUCGGAACAACGGAACCUCCAAGCUAUAAAUACUGAAUUAUCGAAUGCUUGCCAGACACUUGAGCGGCAGACAAGAAGACUGAAAACAACAAUUGAUUUACUUCAAAAGAAGUUAAUUGAAGAGGGACUCCAUGGCUUGCUGUCGCAGAACUUUUUAGGUGAGGAAUUUCCUCACUAUGAUCCCCUGUCCUGCACAGGUACAAUUCAACAACCUCUUCAAGAAAAAUUGAAGCAGCAUUGCCACAAACCAUAUAGUGGCCAAGAAACAAGAAUACAUCCGACACCCCUGACCUUGAAACAUACAUGCUGGUAUACUCCUCUGCUGGAUGCCUUGUAUCUGGAUAGUCUUGCAGCAGUUCCAAGGCUGGAACUGACACCUUUCUCAUGUGUAGCCAACCAAAUCCAUGCUUCAUGUGAAAGGCCCAAAUCUGGAGAAGUAAAAGAUGAUACUUUGGGUGUGACAAGACGACACAAGUGCCCAGGCCCUGCCACAGGUGGCUCUGACCCAAGAACAGGUCUUUCAAGUUGCAUCAGGAUGAAUGAUGACCUAAGUAUGGAAGAGAAUGGUGUUGAAUGCUUGUGUUCUCAGAGCCCACCACCGUCCAGGGAAGAUUCCACACUACCAUCACCCAGACACACUUCCUCCACAGACAGUACUGUAGCUUCAAGUGAUUCCGGAUCAGAAAUUUUGAAUAUGGCUUCUGGUAACCCUGACUGUAAAUCACUCUGUGCAAAAGAGGAGGAUACAAGAUCAGCUUCUACCAUGACAGAGAUCCAAGGCACAAGUCCAGAUCAUGAGAAUAUUGCAUGCCAGAGCUCUAUGAGUAAGGAUAAAAUCAUAUUAAGUCUGGAAAACAAAGGGGAAUCAGAAGCAAUAGAAGAGCAUAGAAAAGAAUGUACUGGAGGAGACACUGCAGUUUCCCCUCCUCCAGCAACCACUGUGAAAUCAGUUAACUUUGUUCAAAGCGACAACACUUCUGCUAAUGAGAAGGAAGUGGAGGCAGAAUUUCUCAGAUUAUCUUUGGGAUUUAAGUGUGACUGGUUUACCUUGGAGAAAAGAGUGAAACUUGAAGAGAGGUCCCGGGACUUGGCAGAAGAAAAUUUGAAGGAGGAGAUCACUAACUGUUUAAAGCUGUUAGAGUCUUUAACACCUCUGUGUGAAGACGACAGCCAGGCCCAGGAAAUCAUUAAGAAGCUGGAGAAGAGCAUAACGUUUCUGAGCCAGUGCACAGUGCGAGUGGCCAGUAGGGCUGAGAUGCUGGGAGCCAUUACUCAGGAAAGUCGAGUCAGUAAAGCGGUUGAAGUAAUGAUUCAGCAUGUAGAAAACUUGAAGAGAAUGUACGCCAAAGAGCAUGCUGAAUUAGAAGAACUGAAACAGGUUCUUUUGCAGAAUGAAAGGUCUUUUAACCCUCUUGAAGAUGAAGAUGACUGCCAAAUUAAAAAACGUUCAGCUUCUCUAAACUCCAAGCCAUCUUCUCUUCGAAGAGUGACCAUUGCCUCUUUACCCAGAAAUAUUGGAAACGUAGGAAUGGUUGCUGGGAUGGAAAAUAACGACCGAUUCAAUAGGAGGUCAAGCAGUUGGCGUAUUUUGGGGUCAAAGCAGAGUGAACACCGUCCCUCAUUACAUCGAUUUAUUACCACCUAUUCUUGGGCAGAUGCUGAAGAGGAAAAAUGUGAACUGAAAACUAAAGAUGACUCAGAACCACCUGGAGAAGAAAUAGUAGAAAGGACAAGGAAGCCAAGUCUUUCUGAAAAGAAAAAUAAUCCAUCUAAGUGGGAUGUCUCUUCAGUUUGUGACACAAUAGCUUCCUGGGCAACAAAUCUCAAGACUCCCAUGAGAAGGGCUAACAAGGCAUUCUGGCUUUCUGUUGCUUUCAUCAUCCUGCUUGCAGCUUUGCUGAGCUUCCUCACAGGCCGAUUUUUCCAGAAGUCUGUGGAUGCAGCUCCCACACAGGAAGGGGACUCCUGGAUAUCUCUAGAACAUAUCUUGUGGCCAUUUACCAGACUCCGACACAAUGGGCCACCGCCAGUGUGA